Bombyx mandarina (wild silkworm) is the source of this 1585-nucleotide messenger RNA. Its product is annotated as zinc finger Y-chromosomal protein 1-like. Gene Ontology annotation, cellular component: nucleus. Gene Ontology annotation, molecular function: DNA-binding transcription factor activity; RNA polymerase II cis-regulatory region sequence-specific DNA binding. The record is from RefSeq and is a predicted model, not a curated record. Gene Ontology annotation, biological process: regulation of transcription by RNA polymerase II. Lineage: Eukaryota; Metazoa; Arthropoda; Insecta; Lepidoptera; Bombycidae.
UCAACAUUGUGUUUAGUAAAAUUUGUUUCUAGACGCAAAACGAUAAUGGACCUUUGAUGACAGAAGAGGAGCUUUUGGACAACUUAGGGAAAAUGCUGUUCAAACUGAUUGAUUCAGACACACUCGAGUGUUUCGGUUGGCCCGACGAGCCAGUUGAUGUGGUGUUAGAGAAAGUGAUCGAGCACUGCGGAGCUAAACCAGCGGAUCGCACGAUGUGGACGCGCAUGCAACGCCUCCGAGAGAACACGAAGCAUCUCUUCCUGUACGUGAUAGACGACAAGAACAUCGCCCGCAUGCUGGACACGCACACCAUAGACCAGAUCGUCAAACAUAUACUCGCCCAAGUCAGCGACACCGACAAAUGAUUAUGUUCGACUUCAACAGUGUGCCCCUUAACUUAUUGAAGUCGAUGGAGAAUCCGCGGCAUUGUCAUACAGUACACGCGCGUGUCCCGUGGUAGGACCUCUUGUGAGUCCGCGCGGGAACACUAUCAAUCGAUGGGUUGUGACUUCAAUAGAGCGCUUUAGGUUGAAAUAACGAAUUAUUUCAAUUUGCAUUUUGCUUAUAAAUAUGAGUAUAGUAACACAUUUAUUUUAUGCAGUUGUAUAUCAUAUAACAAAACGUGAUGAAUAUGUGAAGUGAUAUCAUAUUAUUAUGUAGUUUAGCUCGGUAAUUUAUUAAAAGCGGCAUAAUAUACUUGAGUUGGUGCUUUCCAUAUUUAGAGAGUAGGUAUAGUAUCAAAGAACAAUGGCAGAAAUGUAUGGGACAAUUGUACCACUAUAAAGUUUCAUGUUUUUUCAUAUAGGUUUAUUUAUUUGAUAGAUAAUAUUUAAAUUGUCGAAUAUAAUUUUAAUUAUCAGAUUUUUAGAACUUUGCAAACAUAGCUAUUGUGCCUUCAUACGUAGUGAGUUUUUAACGGGAACGCAGAAAUGUCAUGUGGCCGCUCUUAAAUUAUAUUCAAUAUUUUAAUGUUUUGUGGUGUUAUAUUAAAUGAUUUUGUUAGCAUUUUAUGUAAUUUACUUUAGUCAAAAACUCAACCAUACACAUAAUUUCAAUACGUACAAUGUACACACCAGUACACAGAACUGUUAACGCUAGAACUAUAUUUUUUUAAAACAGUGGAACCGGCAUACGAUUUUUUUUGUCCAUUCAUCCGUUUGGACUGGCAAAGGAUACACAGCCCAUACAGCCAAGCCUUCCAAUUAGCUUUUAGCAAAAAGUCAUUUUCAUUAAAUCUAUACUGCUGUAGACGUAUUUUUUGUCUGUCUGUACAGUAUCGAUUGCAUUCCGUUUAGUAAAGCAGUUUUUCCUAACACAUGGCAAGUUUCAAAAACUUAUAAUGCGUUUUGUUAUCAAUGAUCAACGUUUAGUUGCUAUCUUAUUUACAAAUAUUUAUUUUUGUUUUUACAGAGUUUUAAAAAUAUAAUAAAUACACGAAAAUAUUUGGAUUAUUAAAUAUACCCUUUACAAAUCAGACAACUUUUAUAAGGAAACAAAAACUGUCGUUCAUCUUUCACGAUAUCCCAGAAAACUUUUUUUUAAUAAAUUUUACUACGAAAAUUUUACACGGUUUUAGAACAUACUU